UAAUGAUGCUGCAGCUGAUACUCUCCAUAAUGCAUUAUAUAACAACUACGAUUCAGUUCUCAUAAGUGAUGGUAUUAUUGAGAAUAAGUGCAAAUUAAAUAAAAAAAAUAAUCAUUAUUGUUCAUUUGAACCUCAAAAUAACAAUACAAAUAAAGAUGAAAAGUUUCAACUAUUAGUAUCGUUAGGACAUCAACUUUGUCGACUAUCUGCUGACUUUCUGAAGUUCAAAUCAAACAUGAAUUACUUAAAACUUGAAUUGACUUCAUUCAUUGAAAAUAAAGAGGCUUCAACACUUAAAAAUAAUACAUUCAAUCAAGAAAAAGCUGAUGAUAUAUUAUCCACAUUCCCAAUUAAUGACGAAGAAAAGCUUUUGGCCUUAGAAUCAAAGCUUACAACUUAUGACCCUGGAUAUAAUGAUAAAUUGGUGUCAGCAUUUAUGUUUGCUUCUGAAGGUAAAUCAAUUUCUAAAGUAACCAAUAGCUUACUGAGAACAAUAUUCACUGAUACAUUUGCGUCUGACUAUAGCUGGAAAGGGCAAAAAGAAAAAAAGAAAUUAGAAAAUUAUAAAAUUUUCAAAGUUAUUAUAAACUGUGUUGGUAAAAAGUUUCCUAAUUCUGAAAAUUAUAAGAUGGAUGUCAUUGCAAGUGUAAUGAAUUGGUUUGCACAAGCACCUACCAGAAUUCUUAGAGACGAAAAAGGAAUAAAAAAUCUGAAGAAAAGAAUAUGCCAGCAGGACAAUCAUCGUCAUUUGAAGAUGAUGAUAAUACAUUAUAAUUCAUAUAACAUAAUAUUUUAUUAUAUUACAAUUAUUUUAUUUCCUGGGAAAUCUAAUUAAUAUAUGAAUAUUCUUACACGUAUAA
Molecule: messenger RNA, 860 nt
Organism: Acyrthosiphon pisum (pea aphid)
Lineage: Eukaryota; Metazoa; Arthropoda; Insecta; Hemiptera; Aphididae
Exons: 6
Coding region: 236-835 (199 amino acids)
Source: RefSeq, a predicted model, not a curated record